Drosophila takahashii is the source of this 579-nucleotide messenger RNA. RefSeq lists its product as uncharacterized. Lineage: Eukaryota; Metazoa; Arthropoda; Insecta; Diptera; Drosophilidae. The record is from RefSeq and is a predicted model, not a curated record.
AUGUUCGACAUCCAGGGCAACAUCAUCGUCAUAUCGACCAUUUUUGGAUGGGUCAUAACAUCUAUCGUUACUACCGGCUGUUCAUCUACAACAACAAUGCACUCGGCUAUUGACAUUGACUCAACGCUUCGGCGCUUUUGGAAGCUGGAGGAUGUCAACCAGGAAUUCCAUGGGAAACCAGAGGACGAUGAAGUUGAACAGCACUUUAUGAAAACGCACACUCGGGACUCCAAGGGGCGUUACAUAGUCGAACUUCCGUUCAAAAACUCCAACGAACAGUUUUCGGAUACAUUACAAGGAGCACUGGCAAGAUUCAGGUGUGUAGAACGCCGCCUAAAGAAGGACCCCGAUCUGCACUCACAGUAUGUACAAUUUAUGCGUGAACACCUUCAGUUAGGACACAUGCGGGAAUUAUCGCCAGGAGACAUUGACAAAGGGAAAAGCUUUUACUUGCCUCAUCAUCCAGUAAUUACCCAAAAGCUAAGGGUAGUAUUUGACGGCUCAUUCAAGGAUACGAAUGGAAAAUCCUUAAACGAUGCUCUACACAUUGGACCCAGCAUUCUCCGAAACCUCUUCUGA